AUGGAUGCAGAAGAAAAGGAGAGAGAGAGAGAAGGGGAGAGGAAGGAAGGCAAUGGCAUGGCCCUUGACGGCGACACUAGAGAUAGAUAUAAAAACAGUAUGCUUUGGCUGCCCGCGAGCACUGCCCGCGUUGCCCUACGUGUCGUCUUUAGCCAAAGCUGGCGUCGUUUCCGCUCUGCCCGCUCAAGUGCAUGCCAACUUUUCAUUUUACCUGGCUGCCAUAUGUAUGUUCACACUAAGCUUGCAUAUGGAGAGUCUUUGUUUGCUUUGGUUAGUCCCAAUCAACGUUUUGGUCGACAAUUUUUGUGUAAUCGCUCAAUAAUACAUGCUUACAGUUCGUAUGAUCUCAUGCGUGGCAAGAUGACAGAUUACAUAAAGGUGACGCUCAAUUUGUCUUCUUUUCAUCAGAACUUCUAG
Sphenostylis stenocarpa is the source of this 417-nucleotide messenger RNA. Lineage: Eukaryota; Viridiplantae; Streptophyta; Magnoliopsida; Fabales; Fabaceae. The record is from the annotation of a GenBank genome assembly.